Molecule: messenger RNA, 417 nt
Organism: Solanum verrucosum
Lineage: Eukaryota; Viridiplantae; Streptophyta; Magnoliopsida; Solanales; Solanaceae
Exons: 3
Coding region: 1-417 (138 amino acids)
Source: RefSeq, a predicted model, not a curated record
AUGCCUCCACGAAGAGCUGUCAAAGGUCGUCCUGCUAGGCGGAAUGCUGAAGAGCAAGGGGUACCCAAUGCACCUGAAGUGCAACCCCAAGGAGAAGUCACCAAUGCUGAGUUCAGGGAAGCGAUAAGAAUGUUGAGUCAAUAUGCUCCAAAAAUUGUUGCUGACAUGAGGAGCAGAAUGAGUUUGUUUGUUACUGGGCUGUCUCGUCUGUCGAGUAAGGAAGAGAAGUUUAGAAACAAGAAAGCGAAGACAGGAAAUGAGUCCGGGCAGCAAAGAGAUAAUGUGAACUGUUCGUCCUUUCGACAAAAGCAAAAGGGACCUGCUCCAUCAUCUACUAGUGCACCGGCACCUAGAAAUAAAAGUGAGUACAAUAGUCAGAAUUCACAGCAUUUCAGAGCUAGACCUACCCAAUCUUAG